Molecule: messenger RNA, 660 nt
Organism: Prunus armeniaca (apricot)
Lineage: Eukaryota; Viridiplantae; Streptophyta; Magnoliopsida; Rosales; Rosaceae
Source: the annotation of a GenBank genome assembly
AUGGAAGAAAGGCGGGAUUGGAAAAGGUGUGCCAGGACGUGCGCUAAGGGGCAAGUUUUUCUAUUGAGUUCCCAGUGCGGGGAAGGAUUCAUCAACGACCUGUGCAUUUCCCAAAGUCCUACAUUUGGGCUUUUAGACCAGACCAUAGGAAAUAUAAAUGCAAAUGCUGCAGAGCUCAGUGUCAUUGGGACUGUCAGCGUCUCCGGUUCGCGUCGUCAAGUGUUCUUUGGUCGGGCUCCGAGCACCACCGUCAACGAUCCCAAUUCAAUGGCAGCAGCUGGUCCCAAGUGGGCCCAGAAGACCAUAACUCUGCCUCCCCAGAGGAGGGAUUGUCAUCUCAUCACCCCUCAGAUAGUGAAGGAAAUUGGCCAGGAAUUGUCACAUUUCAACUGCGGCCUUGCACAUCUCUUUUUGCAGCACACUACUGCUUCUCUUACUAUCAAUGAGAAUGUUGACUCUGAUGUUCGUGAUGAUACAGAGACAUUCCUCAAUAGGAUAGUUCCUGAGGGGACAUCUGCACCAUGGAAGCAUACCCUUGAAGCUUGGGUUCCAAUUACAAAUGGAAAGCUUAACAUGGGACCUUGGCAGGGAAUAUGGUUGUGCGAGCAUCGUGACUAUCCUACUGGGCGGAAAGUUGUGGUCACCCUUAAUGGAAUAUGA